Molecule: messenger RNA, 1801 nt
Organism: Chanos chanos (milkfish)
Lineage: Eukaryota; Metazoa; Chordata; Actinopteri; Gonorynchiformes; Chanidae
Gene: ranbp3b
Product: RAN binding protein 3b
Exons: 17
Coding region: 1-1581 (526 amino acids)
Biological process (GO): protein export from nucleus
Source: RefSeq, a predicted model, not a curated record
AUGGCGGACUUAGCAAACGAAGAGAAACCUGCCAUAGCUCCUCCAGUAUUUGUGUUUCAGAAGGACAAAGCACAGAAGCGAUCUGCCGAUGGAUCAAGUGCAGAAGACGGAGAAGAUUCAGACAGAGAAGAUGGAGAGUAUUGUCCUCCAAUGAAAAGGGAGAGAACUUCCUCUCUAAACCAGUUCCCACCAUCACACUCAGUUUCCAAGAAUAAUGUCUUUAUGCCCUCAAGUUUCUGCCAGUCUCCUACCGGUAACUCAGACUCAGAGCCAGAGGAAAAGCCAGUUGGAUUUCGAUUGAAACCUCCAACCCUGAUCCAUGGACAGGCCCCCAGUGCAGGUUCUCUUGCAGGCCUCCCGAGUCAGAAGCCUAAGGAGCAGCAGCGGAGUGUUUUACGACCAGCGGUUCUCCAGGCUCCGCCCACCAAAACGUUCACGGACAACAGUAAGACUACAGACUCCACCUGUGGGACGAAUGGUGUUGGGAAGUUCUCAGACGCGGCAUCUCAGGAGGGCCGGCCGUUUUUCGGUAAUAGCACAGAGAACUUGGACAAAUCACAGAAGCAAGAGAAAGAGGAGGGAGACGGCACUGCUGGUAAGACGGGAGAGAGCGGCCAGAAAAAGGAUCUCCUCGCUGAUUCCAGUUUUGUGUUUGGACAGAAUAUUAAGGAAAGAGCAAAGUUGGAUGGAGAAAGCACAGCGAGCGAUUGCAAAGACUCUGCGACACAAGAGUCUGUGUCAGGAGGAACUAAUUACUUUCUGCAGUACAUCGGCACCCCAAGUUCCCAGAAUGCCACAAACAACGUAGACAAAGGGGCAAAAUUUGUCUUUGGGCAGAAUAUGUCUGAGCGAGUGCUGAGCCCUCCUAAGGGUGGAGAAUCAGCAGCUGAUACUGGUAAAGAAAGUCCUGCUCCAUCAUCAGAACCCUCAUCACAGGAGGCUACACCAGACAAGAAUCACAGCGUGACUGAGUCCCUAGAGGAAUCAGCCGCAGCUUACACCAAAGCCACCGCCAAGAAGUGCAUUCUGGAGAAAGUGGAGGUGCGAACUGGAGAGGAGGCUGAGAGUAAUGUUUUACAGAUGCAGUGCAAGUUAUUUGUGUUUGACAAACCAGCCCAGUCUUGGAUUGAACGAGGUCGUGGGCUCCUGAGACUCAAUGACAUGGCAUCCACUGAUGAUGGAACGUUACAAUCCAGAUUAGUCAUGCGUACCCAGGGCAGUCUUCGUCUGAUCCUCAACACUAAGCUGUGGCCCCAGAUGCAGGUGGAUAAGGCCAGUGAGAAGAGCGUCCGCAUCACUGCCAUGGACACAGAGGACCAGGGAGUCAAGGUCUUCCUCAUAUCGGCCAGCUCUAAGGACGCCGGGCAGCUGGCUGCAGCGUUGCACCACCGCAUCCUUGCGCUGCGGAGCCGUGCGGAACAAGAGCCGGAAAGCACACCCGCCCAGCCUGAGCCCGAGGUACCGCAGUCUAACGAGGACGACAGUGACUACGACGAGCCUGCCAAUAACCCAGUCACAGGAAACGCUACUGCUAGCGGUACCUCUGAAGGUGGAGAGGCCCCAGCAGCUGAGAGCACAUAGCAUCAUCAUCAUCUGCCCGACACAAAACUUCUCAACAGGGUUUUAGUGCAGGCAUCUCUUCGGGUGGCCCUAAUCAACUUGGCACUCUAAGACCAGUACUUUGGAUAUUAGAGAUCUAACCCUGUAUUGGAGUCUCUCACCUAACUUGUGUAGUUCAUUUUUUUUCUCCUCUGCAUUUAAUGUAAAUCUGGAAUUUGGAUUUGUUUUGUUUUUAUUUGUA